This is a messenger RNA of Ixodes scapularis (black-legged tick), 1979 nucleotides long. RefSeq names its product glucose-6-phosphate isomerase (gene Pgi). The record is from RefSeq and is a predicted model, not a curated record. The transcript has 14 exons. Gene Ontology annotation, cellular component: cytosol. Gene Ontology annotation, biological process: gluconeogenesis; glycolytic process; glucose 6-phosphate metabolic process. The coding region runs from base 107 to 1846 and encodes 579 amino acids. Lineage: Eukaryota; Metazoa; Arthropoda; Arachnida; Ixodida; Ixodidae. Gene Ontology annotation, molecular function: monosaccharide binding; carbohydrate derivative binding; glucose-6-phosphate isomerase activity.
ACCUCACGGUGAUGCGUGGGACUUGGCUUAAGGGAGACGGGAGACUGCGGUGACGGCGACGGUUCCAGACGGUUGCAAGUUCUCGCUCCGCUGGGAAUUAGUUGUGAUGGCUGCAUUCGUUCAAAAUCAUUUUCUCUUGGAUGACCCUUCGUAUAAAAAACUGCAGGAAUACUACAAUGCAAAAGGCAAGACCCUUAACAUGCCUGCUCUUUUCAAGGAGGACCCAGAACGUUUCAGGAGAUACAGUGUCCGGUUGAAGACUCCGGUUGAUGGGGUGCUCCUGGUGGAUUACUCCAAGAAUCUGAUCAACCACGAUGUAAUGACAAGAUUGUUUGACCUAGCCAGGUCUCGCAAAGUGGAGCCGGCUCGUGAUGCCAUGUUCCAAGGUGAAAAGAUCAACUUCACCGAAGGAAGAGCCGUGCUGCACAUUGCGCUGCGCAAUCGCAGCAAUAACCCGAUCAUGGUGGAAGGAAAGGAUGUGAUGCCCAGCGUCAACGCCGUGCUGAAGCAUAUGAGAGAGUUUUCAGACUCUGUGAGGAACGGUGUUUGGAAAGGCUAUACUGGCAAAUCAAUCACGGAUGUGGUCAACAUCGGCAUUGGAGGAUCUGAUCUUGUGAGUAUCUUAUUCCUCCGAAACCCUACCUAUUUACUGAUGCCACAUUUUUUUUGCCAGGGCCCCUUGAUGGUGACGGAGGCUUUGCAGCCCUUCCAGAAGGGUCCAAAUGUGCACUUUGUUUCCAACAUUGAUGGGACACACUUGGCCAAGACCCUGAAGAAGCUUAGUGCUGAGACGACACUCUUCAUCAUUGCUUCCAAGACUUUCACCACCCAAGAGACCAUCACCAAUGCUCAGUCUGCAAAGGAGUGGCUCAUGAAUCACACACCCAAUCCUUCUGAUGUGGCUAAGCACUUUGUUGCCCUUUCCACAAAUGCUCCUAAGGUGAAGGACUUCGGCAUUGAUGAAAACAACAUGUUCGAGUUUUGGGAUUGGGUUGGAGGAAGGUAUUCUCUCUGGUCUGCUAUUGGACUUUCCAUUGCUCUCUAUGUUGGAAUGGACAAUUUUGAGCAACUUUUAAGUGGAGCCCAUUUUAUGGACCAACACUUCCUAAGUGCUCCAUUGGAGUCUAAUAUCCCCGUGAUCCUUGCGCUGCUCGGUGUCUGGUACCAUAACUUCUACGGUGCAGAGAGCCAUGCCCUGCUCCCUUAUGAUCAGUAUCUGCACAGGUUUGCUGCCUACUUCCAGCAGGGUGACAUGGAGUCUAAUGGCAAAUAUGUUACCCGGAGUGGUCAACGCGUGGCCUAUACGACUGGUCCCAUUGUCUGGGGUGAGCCCGGCACCAAUGGGCAGCAUGCCUUCUACCAACUCAUCCACCAGGGUACUCGAUUGAUUCCUUGCGACUUCAUUGCCCCUGUGAAGACUCACAACCCAAUAAGUCAUGGGAUCCACCAUGAGAUUUUGCUGGCCAACUUCUUGGCACAAACUGAAGCACUCAUGAAAGGAAAAACCAAAGAGGAGGCAGAGGCUGAACUGAAGAAGGCUGGGAUGACUGGGGAGGUUCUUCAAAAGAUUCUGCCACACAAGGUGUUUGAAGGUAACAAGCCUACCAAUUCUUUGAUGGUGGACAAGAUGACACCAUACAGCCUUGGUAUGCUGAUUGCAAUGUAUGAGCACAAGAUCUUUACCCAGGGAAUCAUAUGGGACAUCAACUCAUAUGACCAGUGGGGAGUGGAACUGGGAAAGCAGCUGGCAAAGGUGAUUCAGCCUGAACUACGAGGCAAAAGUGAAGUUUCCACUCAUGACGGCUCGACGAAUGGGCUGAUCAAUUUCAUCAAGUCUUACAACUAGCUUUAUUCUGCUAAGGACAGUGUAGAAAUGGAGUGGAGAAUCUGGUAACUUAAAAGUAUUUCUUGUUAAGGUGUGUAACAUGUCUGUUCUAUGUUGUAAAUUGAGCUUACAAAUAAAAGGUAGAACAUCUGAA